This is a messenger RNA of Ruditapes philippinarum (Manila clam), 2204 nucleotides long. Its product is annotated as arginine kinase-like. Bases 83 to 655 code for a protein of 190 amino acids. Gene Ontology annotation, biological process: phosphocreatine biosynthetic process. The record is from RefSeq and is a predicted model, not a curated record. The transcript has 2 exons. NCBI's taxonomy places the organism in Eukaryota, Metazoa, Mollusca, Bivalvia, Venerida, Veneridae. Gene Ontology annotation, molecular function: creatine kinase activity.
AAGUCAAGUCGAGGCAAAGGUCAAGGUCGCUUUAGGUCAGUUGGAGGACGAAUAUAAGGGAGAAUACUUUCCAAUUGAGAAAAUGACGGAAGCAGAGGAAGUGAAUCUCAUUGAAAACCACUUGCUGUAUAACCACUCUAAUACAUCUUCACGCUCAGCGGGAGUUUAUCGUAAUUGGCCGAAAAAUCGAGGUAUUUUCAUGAACAAGACAAAAACAUUUUUAAUCUGGAUUAGCGAAACGGAUCACAUCCGUAUCAUAUCCAUGCAAGCAGGUGGCCGCAUUGACGAGGUGUACUGGAGACUUGUGAAAGGAGUUCGCCUGAUGGAAGAGCGCAUUCGUUUCGCACGCAACGAACGUCUCGGCUACCUAACAUUUUGCCCAACAAACCUCGGCACAACUUUGAGAGCAUCCGUUCAUAUCAAAAUACCAAAGCUUUCUGCCAAUAAGAACUUGUUAGAAACAGUAUGUGAGAAAUACAAUUUACAGGUGCGAGGAUACCAUGGUGAUGGGACAGGUAUAUUUGGUGACACGUAUGACAUAAGCAACAAGAGACGUAUGGGUGUUACGGAAAUCCAAGCUGUUGUAGAAAUGACAAAUGGGAUACAGGCAAUAAUAAAAGAAGAAGAAAAUUUGUCAUAUACAAUUAUUGACUAAUGUGCCAUUGAAUAUGAUGUGAUAUUCACCGGCAGAUGACAUAUUAACCCAGACAAAAGCCGAUGUCAUUAUGGCUUUCUGCCGGUGAAAUAAUUGUUUUAUUAUAUGAAAAAGGCAAAUAAAAACAAUCACAAAAACAACGCGAUUGCUGCGCAUACAAAAGCAUUAAUUUAUGUUUAAACUUAUCAUUGUGAUGUAACCUUUAACUUUUAUAUUUCAAUCGAGAAAUAUGCCAUACAGAACAAAACGCAAUUAUUUUUAGGUGCACUACAGUUCAUUAAAUAUGAGUCUCAAUAAAUUCUUAGACUGGGAAAAUAAAUUCAGCCAGUGAAUAUGAUACUACACCCAGUGAAUAAAAUUGGUUGAUUAUCGUUUGGACCAAUGAGAUUGCAGCUAUAUUAAGAUCAAAAUAAUAAUGCAAAUUAAAUGUUGACGUUUGACAACACAACGAACAUUUCUUCUUCUUCAAUCACAUUUAUUACCAUUGUUGUUGUUGUUGUUGUUAUUGAUAUAUUUAUUAUUACAUUUAUUAUUAUUAUUAUUAUUAUUAUUAUUUAAAGCAGAAAAAACUGAAUAAAUCUUUUUUUGAGUUUACAUGGAGUUUUACACAAAUAUAUCACUAUUUUGCUCAAAAAAUGUGUGUUUGUCCUUUUUGACAAGAAGAUACGAUACAGGUGCUCAGUUAUUGAAUGUUGAAUACAUGUAACAUAAAACUUUUUUGUUUUCAAUCAUCAAAGGAAAAAUGAAUCCAUUGCUACUUAAGCCAUUACAAUACAAUCUAAAUGCACGCCAUUCAACUUCAAACGAAAACUUACACCGUAUAUAAUGCAAUAAUAUAAGCGAAUAUUUAUCCGCUCCGGUUACAUGUGUUUGAUUUAUAAUAAUAGUGGUGCAUAUUGACUAUAUAAUCUAGCAAACAAUAGCUAGGCAGUCCUUAGAUAGACUAUAAAAAAAUCUUGUGUUGGAAUACUAGUACUGUUUUAUAUUUUUGUUUUAUUCUCUUUUUUUUUCUUGAACCUUGCAUAAAUAACUUCAAAGAAAUAUAACCUGACACGUUGAUACAAUAAAGCUGGGAGGAAAAUAUUUAUAUAAUAACAUUGUAACAUAAUAUCAUAACAUAAUAUUUAUAAAGCAUUAAAUGUUAUAACAUUCAUAGCCAUAUCAAAUUGCAUACAUGUAUUAUGCAAACUUAUAAAGGACAAAAUAUUUUAAGAAUAUUAUAGCCAAAAACUAUCAACAGUAGAGCCAUAUCAAUUUUAAAAAAAUAAAUGGAAAAAAACUUCAAACAAAAUUUAAAAUUAAAAAUGCCCCUGAAUUUUAAGAGUUAAAUGCUUUUUUUUUCUCUCCUUUUUUCAGUCUGGUAAACAAUAGAUUAACUAACGUUAAUUUUAUUGGUCUAAAAUUUCAACAUCCUUUUACCUCUACAGUUCAUUAUUUUAAAUCAAUGAAGAAAAGUUAUGUAUUCUUCUUGUAUAUGUUCAUCCUCACUUAUCGGCCCAUUAUGACUCAGAAAUGCUUUUAUUUGUAUUUAUCUAAAGCUUUUUUAUGU